AUGACGGCGCGCGUCUCGACGGCGGCGACGCGGCUCCGGACCGCGUCCUCGCUCUUCCCCGCGCGUCGACCGCCCUUCCGGAUCCUCCUCCUCCUCCUCCUCCUCCUCGCGCGCGCGCGUCGCGCGGUCGCGGAAGCGAACCACGGCGCUUUCGUGCACGGCGUCGCCUCCGGGGACCCGACCUCCGACGCGAUCGUCAUCUGGACGCGCGUGACGCCGACGGGGCGAAACUACCCCGGCGGCGUCGACCCGCCCGACGACAUCACGUUCGACGUGAGAUGGACCGUCGCGACGGCGCCGCCGCGCGGCCCCGCGGACGACGCCGUCGACGCCGCGUCCGCCGAGCGCGACGACGACGGGACGUGGGGGAGCUCCGAGACCGCGGUGGGCGUCGACGCGGACGCCGCGGCGUGGGGGUUCCCGCGCGGGUCGAUCGUCAAGACGGGCACCAUCGCAGGCGUGAGCAACGAGACGGACUGGACCGUGAAGAAGGACGUCUCCGGGCUGUCGCACUCGACGCGGUACUACUACGCGUUCAACAUCGAGCGCGACGGCUUCAGACGCCGCUCCGAGGCUGGCACGUUCACGCUCCCGCCGCCGCCGGGGGAGGGAAACCAGCGGCGGAUAAAGCUCGCGGUGUUCUCGUGCGCCAACUGGGGGUGGGGGCGUUUUCACGCGUACGACGCCGCGGCGCGAGGGUGGGGCGAAUCGUUACAGCUGGACGCGUGGCUGCACCUCGGAGAUUACACGUACGAGUACGGAGACACGCACUACCCGCAGGCGGACGACGCCGUGCGCGAGCGAUUCUUCGCGCUGCGUCCGCGCGGGGAAGCUACCGCGCUGCGAGGCUACCGCGAACGGCACGCGUUGCAUCGCGCGGACGAAGGGCUGAGAGCGUUGCACGCCGCCGCGCCGGUGAUGGCGAUGUGGGACGACCACGACAUCACGAACAACGCCUGGACGGACGGCGGGGAGAACCACCAGCCGGAGACGGACGGCGACUACGUCGCGCGGCGACGCGCGGGGAUUCGCGCCUUCCACGAGUGGCUGCCGACGCGGGAACCGCGCGCGAGAACCGGGGACCCGAAGGACGAUCCGGACGCCAACCUGCGGUACAACCGCGUCGCGCACUUCGGCGACGUCGCGAGCGUCGUGAUGUUAGAGACGCGGCUGCUCGCGAGGACGGACCCGGCGGGGAACCCGGGCGGGAACGUGUUCGCGAACGCGAGCGGGACGAUCGCGCGCUGGGUCGCGAAGAGGGAACGCGCGCCGGCGCGAUGGCGCGGGAGCGAUUUGGAGCGAACGUUUCUGUCGCUGCGCGACGACCUGGACGCGCAUCGCGCGUCGCCGGACCGCGAGAUGCUCGGCGCGGAGCAGAUCGCUUGGAUCGAGAAGACGACGAAGGCGUCGGCCGCGCUCGGCGUGAAGUGGCAGGUGGUCGCGCAAGCGUCGCCGGUGAUGGACAUGAUGUCCCCGGAUUUGGCGAAGGGCGCUGCGGCGUUGGACGAGAACGCGCGCGGCGACGCGCCGCCGCCGCCGCGCGGGCACGCGUCGUGGACCGCGGCGCUGCGGGCGUGGGUGGACUGGAACGGCGACGACGACGACGACGGCGGGGGAAGAACGCCGAACGCGAAGCGCGUCGGCGUCGGCGGGCGAGACGUCCCCGUGGACGCCGCGCGCGGGCUGUUGGCGAUGGGAGAAUACCGCCUUAACUGGAACUUCGACGACUGGCACGGGUACGUCGCCGACCGCGCGAAGCUUCUGCGCGCGGUCGUCCCGCACGCGAACGCGGCGGUGAUUCUCGGCGGGGACUCGCACGACUCCUGGGCCGGGGUCGUGUCCGACGACGCGCGCGAUUGGGAGCGCCCUCAGGGGUCGACGGCGGCGCCGCGACGCGUCGGCGCCGUCGAAUUUGACGGCCCGUCCGUGACCCCGCCCGGGAUGUUCGAGCACGCGCACGCGUGGUGUCCGCGCGCGCUGAUCGACGCCGGGCACUUAUCUAGUAACCCGCACACGCUGCGACACGCGCGGACGGGACAGAGGGGGUUCAUGCUCGUGGACGCCACCGCGGAGGAGUUCGCCGUCGAUUUCGUCCUCACGCCGUCGGUUCGAGACGCGUCGUAUUCGCCGAGGUGCGACGCGUCGUUCGUGGCGAGAAAAGAGAGCGCGGGCGGCGACGGCGGCGGCGGCGGCGGCGACGGGUUAAGACUCGACGCGCGGACGUGUCCAGACCUCCCGGACGCGCUCGCGCGCCUCUCGGACCGCGGCGGAAACGGCGGGGACGACGCGAAGGCGGCGCCCGGCGCCUGGGCGGUGACGUCGCUGUUCGUCGUCGCCGUCGCGUUCGGCGCCGCGGGAGUCGUCGCGGGUCGGCACGCGCCGUGUUUCGAGCGAAGCGACGGCGGCGGCGGCGGCGGCGGCGGCGGCGGCCGAGUCGGCGGGGGCGGACACAGGCGGUCGAGUUCCGCGGUAGACGGGUACGUCUCCUCAAACGGCGGCGGCGGCGGCGAUAGAAAAAUGUCGGCGCGCGAGCGGCGGCGGUACUCCGAGCUCGUCGACGCGGACGUCGCGGACUCGCAGCUGGAGCUCGGGGAGUGGAGGGACGAGCGACGCGGUGGGGGGGGGAGGCACGAGCGCGAGCACUCGCACUGA
Molecule: messenger RNA, 2652 nt
Organism: Micromonas pusilla CCMP1545
Lineage: Eukaryota; Viridiplantae; Chlorophyta; Mamiellophyceae; Mamiellales; Mamiellaceae
Exons: 3
Coding region: 1-2652 (883 amino acids)
Source: RefSeq, a predicted model, not a curated record